GUCGUUCAUUGCUGGCGUACCUUUGAUUGUUGUUGGGUUUAGGUAUAUUUUAAAUAUCUUGUGAUAAUCCAUGCUCUCUCUCUCUCUCUAUUCCGUGUCAAGAAAAUGCGAACCAAUGAGAUCACACAUAGGGUAAAAGGCAAAGGUUAUUGGCAGGGGGGCGUAUGCCUUGCAUUUGCAGAUGAGGUCUUAUGCUGGCUCUAUGGGACGGUAAAGGAAAUUCGAGAGCUGCUGUUUCUUUAUUUAGUUUUAUCAAAUAUAUAUAUAUAUACGGAGUAUUUUUUUUAAAAUGCUCCGCAAAAAAAAAAAAAAAAGUUACUCCAAAUAUCACGAGCUAAAAGAAAGUUCAAUAUUCUUUCUUGACAUUUUUCCUCCGUUCGUCAUUGGGAAGUCCAAUAGAUUCUUGUAAGAGAAAUUCAUUUGAUGGGCGGAUAAAAUGGGUUCUCUUGAAACUGGGGUUCCAUUCCAGAAAGAUCCGCACCGCCAUUUCAUGCUUCGCUCAUCCUCAUCGUCAUCGUCUUCUUCUGGAGCAAGCAACAGCAGGCUUCAGAGGCUCAGAUCGAGAUGCACGAGGGCACUUCUGUUCAAGAAGAUUGACUAUCUCCAGUGGAUUUGCACCGUGGGGGUGUUCUUCUUCUUUGUCUUGCUGCUCCAGAUGCUUCUGCCUGGUUUCUUGGUUGAAAAAUCCCAAAAUUUCUCAAGUGGCAGUGGAGUUGGGUCUGGGGAUUUGGAGUUCUUGAAAGACCUGGGCGCUUUGGAUUUCGGGGAAGAUUUGAAGUUCGAGCCUUCCAAGAUUUUAGCCAGGUUCAAUGCCACUGCUGAGUCUAGGAGAGCAAUGGGGAUUCCCUACCCCAAACCCAAACUCGGAUUGGUUUUUGCUAAUAUGCUGGCUGAUCCAUAUCAAGUAAUGAUGCUUAACAUUGCGUUGUCUUUGAAGGAGAUAGGCUACGAGGUCGAGGUGCUUACACUUGAAGAUGGUCCUGUGCGUGCUGUAUGGCGAGAUGCGGGACUUCCAGUUAGCACUAUAGAAACUGAUGAGAAUGUGAAGACUAUCUACGUAGAUUGGCUUUCCUAUGAUGCCUUACUUUUGAGCUCACUUGAAGUUGCCAGAGUAUUAUCUUGCCUGAUGCAGGAACCUUUUAAGAAUGUACCUGUUAUAUGGACUAUCCAGGAACAUGUGCUUGCUUCUCACUUGAGACAGUAUAAGCCUGGUGGCCAGAACAUGCUUGUUGACCAUUGGAGAAAAGUAUUCAUCCGUGCCGAUGCUGUUGUGUUCCCAAAUUAUAUUCUGCCGAUAUUAUACUCAACCUGUGAUACUGGAAACUACUUUGUGAUUCCGGGAUCUACUAGUGAAGUAUGGGAAGCUGCUAAUUUUCUGGCAUCAAACACAGAUAGUUAUCGUGCUAAGAUGGGCUAUGGGUCAGAAGACUUCAUUAUUGUAAUUUUAGGAAGCCAACUUCUAUACAAAGGUCUGUGGCUUGAGCAAGCCCUCAUUUUACAGUCUCUGCAGCCAAUCUUACUUCACAUGGAAAAUGAUGGGAGUUCUAAAUCUCAUUUCAAAGUUAUUGUUUUAGCUGGAGGAUCAAAUAGUAAUUACACUAUGGCUGUGGAGACAAUUGCAUUGAACUUGAAAUACCCGACUGGAAUGGUGAAGCAUUUUGCUCCAGGUGAAGACACAGAAAGUAUCUUAAGUAUCGCUGAUGUGGUGAUAUAUGCUUCAUUCCGUGAAGAGCAAUCAUUUCCAAACACUUUGCUAAAAGCAAUGUGCUUUGGGAAACCUGUCGUAGCCCCAAAUAUAUCAAUUAUCAAGAAAAAUGUUGAUGACAGGGUGAAUGGCUUUCUCUAUCCAAAACAGAAUAUUAAAGUUUUACCUCAGAUAAUCUCACAAAUUGUCUCAAAUGGUAAACUGUCACUUCUUGCUCAAAAUGCUGCAUCUAUUGGAAAGCAAACAGCUAGGAACCUUAUGGUUUUGGAGAGUGUUGAAGGGUAUGCUUCACUUUUGGAACACGUUCUCAGGUAUACAUCUGGAGCUGCAAACAUACAGUCCGUGACAAAGAUUCCUCUCAAGUUCAAAUCAGAGUGGCAGUGGCAUCUGUUUGAAGGAGCAAUUGAUGUUGAUCAUUUCAAAAAUAGAACUUGGAGGUCCCAUAUGUCACUGAACAAGCUUGAAAACCAAUUGAAUCAUACCCAAGAGGAUAGUUCUGUGGCAUUGAAUGACACCUUUGUAUAUAGUAUUUGGGAGGAGGAAAAAUAUAUGCAGAUGACAAAUAGAGCGAAGAGAAGAGAAGAUGAUGAAUUGAAGGAUAGAAUGUUUCAAUAUCGAGGAACGUGGGAGGAAGUAUAUAAAAGUGCCAAAAGAGUUGACCGAUUGAGGAAUGAUUUGCAUGAGAGGGAUGAUGGGGAGCUUGAAAGGACAGGUCAAAGGUUGUGCAUUUACGAACCUUACUAUGGGGAAGGGACCUGGCCAUUUUUGCAACACACGUCACUGUACCGUGGACUUGGACUGUCUACUAAAGGACGGAGACCCGGCCAUGAUGACAUUGAUGCACCCUCUCGUCUUCCACUGCUAAAUAACCGCUAUUACCGAGAUAUCCUUAGCGAAUUUGGAGGCUUUUUUGCUCUUGCAAAUCGGAUUGAUCGCAUACACAAGAAUGCCUGGAUAGGUUUCCAAUCCUGGAGAUUGACAGCGAGAAAGGAAGCCUUGUCUAAGAUGGCAGAAACGUCAUUGUUGGAUGCAAUUGAGGAACGCAGAUAUGGUGACACUUUAUUCUUCUGGGCUUCUAUGGACAAGGAUCCAAGAAACCCACAGAAACUGAACUUCUGGUCAUUCUGUGAUACUAUUAAUGCAGGGCACUGCAAGUUUGCUUUCUUGGAGGCUAUGAAGAUGAUGUAUGGAAUUAAACAAAAUAUAAGCUGCCUUCCUCAAAUGCCAUCCGACGGAGACACAUGGUCAGUGAUGCAUAGCUGGGCAUUACCAACCAGAUCCUUUCUUGAGUUUGUAAUGUUUUCAAGAAUGUUUGUGGAUGCACUUGACUCACAGUACUACGACGAGCAUCACCAAAGUGGAUAUUGCUACCUGAGUGCAACUAAGGAUAAGCAUUGCUAUAGUAGGAUACUGGAGUUGCUUAUAAAUGUGUGGGCAUACCACAGCGGGAAAAGAAUGGUGUACGUGGACCCAAAGACAGGUGUGAUGGAAGAGCAGCACAAGGUGGAGGGACGGAGAGGGAAAAUGUGGGUGAAAUGGUUCCAGCACAGCACGGUGAAGAUGGUGGACGAAGAGCUGGCAGAGGUGUCCGAUAGUGGUGAUGAUGCCCCCAAAAAGCGGUGGCUAUGGCCAUCCACUGGAGAAGUGUUGUGGCAAGGAAUGUUGGAGAAAGAGAGGAACCAGAGGAAUAGGGAGAAGGAGAAGAGGAGGCAACAGAGCAGGGAUAAGAUCUCCAGGAUUAGGAACCGGACCCAUCAAAAGGUGAUUGGGAAAUACGUUAAGCCUCCGCCCGAGGAGGAGAAGCAGCAACAUACUAUUAUAAUUCCCAAAAACUCAACCCAAGAAGAAGAGUAGAAGAAGAAGAAGCUGCUGCUGCUUCUUCUUCUUCUGUACAGCAUCUGCUAUAGCAGCCAGCCAGCCAGCCAGCAUUCAGUUCUCUCACUGUCUAAAGAUAUAUAUAGAAUGAGAUUAGAUUAGCUCCUGCCUCAAUUUUCACUUGCAUUGUUAUUGAUUCCAUGUCACAAGGAUUGGCUAAAAAGUAUAGCCUGGGCCUGGUACACACACACAUUCAUUUAUUCAUUUGUCUUUUUGUUUCUUUAGCGAUUACAAAUAUUUUUAAGUAUUCAGAUUGUAUUUAAGAUUCAAUUUUAAUUAAGAUCAAAAUAUAAUUCAUGUUUAGCUAGAUAAAAUCAUACUUGAAAAACUACAACUGCGGCAAAUAUUAAAGUGAAAAAAACCAAUCUUGAAAAUAUUUGUAGUCUUCUUGCUUUGAAUUUCAGCCACGACCGCCGAAGGCAACGCAGCAACAAAGGUACUUAGCCUGCAGCACCGUCAAAAAAACAAAACUCAAAAUUUAUAAAAGAGAUGUAAACUGAUUGCGAGAAAGAUCAACAUGCAUUUACUGGUAGUCGGGUACAAUGAGAUUACAUAUCGAAUUGCAAGACCAUAGUACUAAUUAGUCACAUGAAUACUAAAUCUCUUUCCAACAAAAUAAAGAAAUGGUUACAAUAGAUGAAAUUCCUUGCUUCUAAAAAAUCUGCAAAAAUUGUAGAAAAAAUAUCAAACACAAAGAAAUGAAGAAACUAAUCCCUAGAAAUUUAAUUUUGGAAGAAGGCGUAUAAGAAAAGAAUGGUUGGCUAACCUGAGUUUAGGGGAGUGAUGAGAGCAGCCGUGCAAGGACGGUUCUUCUGCCUCUCCUCUUUUGUCUCCGUUCGAAGCUUUGUUAUCUAUGGCGGUUGUAAUCCAUCGACUGAAAACCAAGCCUCAUUUGCUGUGUCUGAAAGUUUGUCCGUAUAUUUGGCCAAGAAGCUGAUGAUAAGAAAUCGUUAGAAUCCACCUUCGCCUCUUGACCCUCUUUGAUUCAAUCCCGGUGUGAGAUGCGAGAAUCGCGGGAGAGAAUCGCUAAAAGCAAACCUAAUAAAUCGUUGCGAGAUCUUCAUUCGGAAUUGAGAGAGGAGACGACCUGCUCGGCCAAGACGCCGACGAUUUCCUCAGCCAAGACACCGGCGAUUUGCUCGGCCAAGACGCAGGCGAUUUGCCGGCCAAGACACCGACGAAAUUGAGAGGGGAGACCUAAUUGUGAGUAGCUUACCGCGAUUUGCUCGGUCAAGAUGCCGGCGAUUUGCUCGGCCAAGACGCCGACGAAAUUGAGAGAGGAGACCUAAUUGUGAGUAGCUUACCGCGAUUUGCUCGGCCAAGACGCCGACGAAAUUGAGAGAGGAGACCUAAUUGUGAGUAGCUUACCACGAUUUGCUCGGCCAACACGGCAAUUUUUAUUUACUCUACACCAGCAUAUUUGGGAAUAGCAGCCAUGCCUUAUCUUUUCGCAGG
This is a messenger RNA of Cuscuta campestris, 5035 nucleotides long. The record is from the annotation of a GenBank genome assembly. NCBI's taxonomy places the organism in Eukaryota, Viridiplantae, Streptophyta, Magnoliopsida, Solanales, Convolvulaceae.